Messenger RNA from Macaca mulatta (Rhesus monkey), 1651 nucleotides. The record is from RefSeq and is a predicted model, not a curated record. NCBI's taxonomy places the organism in Eukaryota, Metazoa, Chordata, Mammalia, Primates, Cercopithecidae.
CACCACCAUUUUGUAAGGAACUGUAGCUUCUUUCUGAAACUGCCGGGAAAGGGAAAAUCUUUUUAAAAUAUCCAUCACACAACUAACAGGGUCCCCAGGGUUCAGGCGGGGAGGUGAGGUCGAGUGAGAGGAACGGCUUAGCAGACGCGGGGAUGCUCCUCCCUUCUCACCCCUCCGAGCUAACGAGAAGGUCACUUUCUCUUUAAAUGCAAAUGAACUCACUCCAGCUUAGCUUUCACCCGGUGGUGUUCCCGGGAGGAGAGGGCGGAGGGCGGAGGGACCUUGCACCGAAGCAUCCUCGAGACCCCAAACCUCCAGGCCUGAGGCCCAGCCAGCGCCCAAUGGAUGACAAAAAGAAGAAACGGAGUCCCAAGCCCUGCCUGGCCCAGCCAGCCCAGGCCCCAGGCACACUACGCAGGGUCCCUGUGCCUACCAGCCACAGCGGCUCCUUGGCCCUAGGACUUCCUCAUCUGCCAUCCCCCAAGCAGCGGGCCAAGUUCAAGAGAGUAGGCAAGGAGAAGUGCCGCCCAGUCCUGGCUGGAGGUGGAAGCGGCUCUGCAGGCACGCCCCUGCAGCACUCCUUUCUGACUGAGGUGACCGAUGUCUAUGAGAUGGAGGGGGGACUCCUGAACCUGCUCAAUGAUUUCCACUCGGGCCGGCUGCAGGCCUUCGGGAAGGAAUGCUCCUUUGAGCAGCUGGAGCACGUUCGGGAGAUGCAGGAGAAGCUGGCCCGGCUGCACUUCAGCCUGGAUGUGUGUGGGGAGGAGGAGGACGAUGAAGAGGAAGAGGAUGGGGUCACUGAGGGGCUGCCAGAGGAGCAGAAGAAGACGACGGCUGACCGUAACCUGGACCAGCUGCUUAGCAAUCUGGAAGACCUAAGUAAUUCGAUGUAUCCUUUCCAAGGAACCCGUCUGUGUGUGUGUGUUCCUGAGAGGUCAGCUUCCUCCUCCCCAGCCCUCCAGGAGUAUUCACACAUAACCAACUUCCCAACCUCUUGCAGUCCUGUCAGAUUUAGCCACAGGCUGCCCGAACCCAGGUACAGGAAUUUAGAAUUUCCCCAAAAUUAGAAGAAAAGUGGUUGCAGGGGAUGUUUUACUACUGAUCAAAAUCUUUGUGAGUACUUUAGCUGAUAUCAGUCAUGGCAAAGCUUGUGAUGUCCUCCUAUCCUUUCAGCAUUUAACAAUUAUUUUUACUAAUUUACACUACCACCUCACCUGGUCCUCAGUCAGAACAGAGCGCGAGUGCAUGCGCGCACACCUGUGUGUCUGACCUGCACGAUCUGGAUGAAGAGAGGGGGUGAGAGAGGGCAGGCGGGGACUGCAACCUCAGUCCACAGACGGCCGAGACCCUCGUCCCCGGACCUUUGCACAGGUGAAGGAACUAAGCCUUUGCAGGAUGGGAGACCAGGGUGGGAGGAAGGACUGGUCCAAAGCGCCACGAUCCUUGACAGGCACAGCCAGAAGCUGCACCUGGCCGAGAACGCCGAGCCUGAGGAGCAGUCUGCUGCGUAGGUGUCCCACGCAGGCCCACACUGCCCCUCUCAUUCUCUUCAAACUGUGACAUUUUACGGACUCGGGCGGGUGUUCCGCGGCCCCCCAGGUGCUAUGGGGGAGGGGGGCGUUGGAUGGAAUUAAACCAGAAAGCAAGCAAG